Helianthus annuus (common sunflower) is the source of this 1690-nucleotide messenger RNA. Its product is annotated as argininosuccinate synthase, chloroplastic. The record is from RefSeq and is a predicted model, not a curated record. The transcript is spliced from 9 exons. Gene Ontology annotation, biological process: urea cycle; L-arginine biosynthetic process. The coding region runs from base 134 to 1591 and encodes 485 amino acids. Gene Ontology annotation, cellular component: cytoplasm. Gene Ontology annotation, molecular function: argininosuccinate synthase activity; ATP binding. NCBI's taxonomy places the organism in Eukaryota, Viridiplantae, Streptophyta, Magnoliopsida, Asterales, Asteraceae.
CGCCCGUGGAACGCGGAACGGGCAUCAACUAAUUGAUAACAUUAAAGCCAAGGAAUAAACCCUAGUGUCCGAUAACCGUUCUGUGAAGAAGACAAGAAGAUACAGAGAGACAGCAGCCGCCAUUAACACUCUAAUGGCUAACUUACAGGUCACCUCAUCAUCUUCAACAAAGCCUCUAAUUCACGCUCAAAAUCCAGCGCGUUUUAUGAUAGAAUGUAAAUUAGGAGCUAAAGCGAGUGAAUUUGGUGGAGCCACAUUUGUUCAUCCUACCACUAGGAAGCUUUCUCACGCCUGUAAAUCUCAAGCGAUUCAGGCAGUGUUGGCCAGUGAUAAGGAAACACACGCUUCAAGUGCUACCAAUGGAAGCGGUCUUCGUGGCAAAUUGAACAAAGUUGUCCUAGCUUAUAGUGGUGGAUUGGAUACUUCAGUCAUUGUUCCUUGGCUAAGGGAGAAUUAUGGUUGCGAGGUUGUCUGCUUUACUGCAGAUGUUGGUCAAGGGAUCUCGGAAUUGGAAGGUCUAGAAGCAAAGGCUAAGGCGAGUGGAGCCUGCCAAUUGGUCGUUAAAGACUUGACAGAAGAAUUCGUGAAGGAUUAUGUAUACCCUUGUUUAAGAGCAGGUGCAGUAUAUGAAAGAAAGUAUUUGCUGGGUACUUCAAUGGCCCGACCCGUUAUUGCAAAGGCAAUGGUGGAUGUGGCAAAAGAAGUUGGAGCCGAUGCCGUUGCUCACGGAUGCACAGGAAAGGGAAACGACCAGGUGCGAUUUGAGCUCACGUUUUUUUCUCUUAAUCCCGAUCUUCAAGUUGUAGCUCCUUGGAGGGAGUGGGAUAUAACAGGGAGGGAAGAUGCUAUUGAGUAUGCCAAAAAACACAACGUUCCCGUUCCAGUGACAAAAAAAUCUAUCUAUAGCAGAGACAGAAAUUUAUGGCACCUCAGUCACGAGGGAGAUAUAUUGGAAGACCCUGCAAAUGAGCCCAAGAAGGAUAUGUACAUGAUGUCCGUUGACCCAGAAGAUGCACCCGACAAACCUGAGUACAUUGAAAUCGGUAUUGUUUCCGGGAUCCCAGUCUCCAUAAACGGGAAAGAACUCUCUCCGGCAUCUCUAUUAACCGAGCUUAACGACAUCGGGGGCCGCCACGGUAUCGGCAGAAUCGACAUGGUGGAAAACCGACUAGUCGGAAUGAAAAGUCGUGGGGUCUAUGAGACCCCUGGUGGGACCAUCUUAGCCGCCGCGUGCCGUGAGCUCGAGUCACUAACCCUCGAUCGAGAAGCCAUCCAGUUCAAAGACAGCAUGGCUCUCAAGUACGCCGAGUUAGUCUACGCCGGUCGGUGGUUCGACCCGCUUCGUGAGUCCAUGGAUGCAUUCAUGGAGAACAUCACCAAAACCACCACCGGUUCGGUGAUGCUCAAACUGUACAAGGGUUCGGUGAUUGUGGCUAGCCGAAAGAGCCCGUAUAGUCUAUACAGGGAGGAUAUUUCGUCGUUUGAAAGUGGUCAGAUAUAUGAUCAGGCUGAUGCUGCUGGGUUCAUUAAGUUGUAUGGGUUGCCUAUGAGGGUUAGAGCCAUGCUUGAAAAGGAGAAGGGUAAUAACUAAUAAGUGAUUAGGGUUAUUCUUCUUGUUUGUUAUUAGAAUUGAAUAAAUGUGGAUUUAUAGUUUCGUUUUGGUGAUAUAAAAUUGUUACUUUGGACGUAA